Molecule: messenger RNA, 1032 nt
Organism: Brassicogethes aeneus
Lineage: Eukaryota; Metazoa; Arthropoda; Insecta; Coleoptera; Nitidulidae
Source: the annotation of a GenBank genome assembly
UUGUUAUUAUCAUGGAAGAAAUUUGCAGAACGUGUCUACGUACUCACGAUUAUUUAUUAGAUUUGUAUAAAAAUCAGGAGUUAAUUUUUAAGAUUGAGUCGAUUGUUUCUAUAGAGAUAUUACAGGACCCUUUCUUUCCCUCAAAAAUAUGCAAGAAAUGUGUGAUAAACAUUAACAACUUCUUCAACUUUAAAGAAGUGUUAAUAAACAGUUUUAAAGAGCUAAAUGAUCGAUAUGAAGCACAUCAAAAAACAAAAGCUAGGGAAAAAGAGGUUAAAGAAGAAAACAAGACAAAUAUUAUUAAAGCAGAGCCUAUACUAAUGCCAGAUUACACUAUAAGUAGUGAGGAUUUUAAACAGGAAAAUAGUGCAAUUUUAGAUCAUAUGGAUUACAGUGCAUCAUCGCCUGAAAACACAGAAAUUGAGCAUAAAAAGAAGAAAUCAUUUGACUGUAACGAGUGUCAAAGAACGUUUAUAUCAAAAUACAAAUAUCAGACUCACAUAAGGGGACAUACAAGUAAAGGGGUUUGUAAUAUAUGUGGUAUGGUUGUAAGAAGUGAUAAUUUACGGCGACAUAUUCAACUACAUUCUGAAGAACCAAUAGAAUGUGAUAUAUGCUCAAAAAUGUUUAAAAAUUCCGAAUCGUUAAGAAGUCAUAAAAGAAUACAUUUAGGGAUUAUUUUUACAUGCGAGAUUUGUGGAAAGUGUUUUAAGGUUAAAACUGAGUAUUCAAGACAUGUAAAAACUCACACUGAUCCCGAAAUUGGCAAAGCAAUGUGCUCGAUUUGCGGGAAAAAAGUAAAGGAUAUGAGAAAACAUAAGUUAAGUCAUACUGGCGAACGUCCAUACAAAUGUGAAGUUUGUACAAAAGGAUUUACAAGUCCUUACGCCCUAAAAAUCCACCUAAGGCAACACACGAACGAAAAACCUUUUAUAUGCGAGUAUUGCCCAAUGGCGUUUCCACAAAAAGUUUCUUUAGUAACGCAUAUAAAAUCAAAACACACAAAACUCGUUGAAUAGUUUUAUUUUAGUU